GAAGGCGCUAACCAGACUCGUGAAACAAUUUCCGGGGUAGGCAAUUCUGGAUUGCCGGAAUUGUAGGCCCAGUGUGAUUAGUAAAGGCGGGUGUUGAUAUGGAUCGUUCUCAGGGGUGACUUUUCAAAGGUUCGAUAUCCCGCAGCGAAAUUAGUGCAAGAGCACAUAUUUAAACGCAUAGAUAUCCUGUAAGCCUCGAGUCAAGUACCGCACGAUCUCUUGUACUACCUCACCUCGACAAUUAUGCAAGCCCCUCUAUCCAUGAAUUCUACUAACUUUCAGUAUUCUUCUAAGCCAGAAGACCGCUAUCCAUUGUAUAUGCCAGCGGACCAUCUGCCCUUAGGUCAGAAAGAACAAAUGAGUUUGCAGGUUCCUUUCGCACAAGUCCGGCAAUACGGGCAUGCGUAUCCAGCCCCCCCUGCUGCACUCGAGCAGCCCUUGGGUGUAGAUGAGGCGUAUCCCCGAGACUACUCGCUGCUAGAGCGGAGGGAACAAGUGGGCUGGCAGCCUCCCGUCCCCCACGUCCAGAAAUACGGGAGUGCACGCCCAGCCCCUACUAUUGCACUCGAUCAGCCCUCGGGUUUAGACACAGUGCAUUACCGACCUACCAUGGGAAGCGGGGUGGUCGCUCGAUAUUCUGCAUCACCUGCCUUUCCGUCAAGAGACACAAAGCUGGUGAUGCACACCCAUGCGUCACAUUCAAACCAGCCUGUUUCCGAGUUCAUCAGCAAUAAUUGCGAGAACUGGACACUCACAUUGGAUGUCCCCAUCCCAGAAGAUGUGGUCCGCCCGACGCUCACGUCGUUCUCAUAUACGGUCAAAUAUAGCACAGCGAAUGAUCACUUGGCUUCUGUUGUUCGAUCCAAUAUUCUACUUGCAACAACGAAAUCAGAGGCGCCGGACGAUGACGAUGACGAGACUAGCGAGAGUGCUAAUGCUGUGUGCCUUUCGUCCGUGCUAGGCGUCAAAGCUAAUCACUUGGAUAACCACUGGAACCACUUCGUAGAUCACCAACACAUCCCUUUUGAUGUCCGCAUUGUCCCGAACAGUCGUCUGUACUUGCAGAUUCACGUCUCGGAGUAUCCUACAGAAGCGAUACUGCGCUCUCUUUCGAUGGAUGUCUUUGCUACUUGGGUAGUUGACAAAGAAGAGAUGCGACUGCUUCAGAAACGUCAAGCCAGGCAAGCGGCAGAGGCGCAGAAGGCAGCUGACGAAGAAGAAGCCAACGAGAUGCGACGGCUUCAGGACCGUCAAUUCAGGCAAGCGGCAGAGGAGCAGGAGGAAGCAGAGGCACAGAAGGCAGCUGAUGAAGCCAAGAAAGCGGCAGAGGCGCAGAAGGCGGCUGAUGAAGCCAAGCAAGCGGCAGAGGCGCAGAAGGCGGCUGACGAAGCCAAGCAAGCGGCAGAGGCGCAGAAGGCGGCUGACGAAGCCAAGCAAGCGGCAGAGGCGCAGAAGGCGGCUGAUGAAGCCAAGCAAGCGGCAGAGGCGCAGAAGGCGGCUGAUGAAGCCAAGCAAGCGGCAGAGGCGCAGAAGGUGGCUGAUGAACUGGCCAAAGAAGUAGCCGAGAGAGAUGCAAAAGUGGGCAGCACCGCGGAUGGAGUGAUGCAGGAAAAGAUUCGAAAAGCGCUCGAGCGUCUUCCAGAGGAUCGCAGCUGUCCUGGAGGAUACGUUUGGGUCCAAAAUUCGGCUGGUUUCAUGUGCGGAGGGGGUGGACAUAGCAUCACUUGGGAGGAAUUGGCUGCACUGGCUGACUAG
This is a messenger RNA of Suillus bovinus, 1755 nucleotides long. RefSeq lists its product as uncharacterized. NCBI's taxonomy places the organism in Eukaryota, Fungi, Basidiomycota, Agaricomycetes, Boletales, Suillaceae. The record is from RefSeq and is a predicted model, not a curated record. The coding region runs from base 244 to 1755 and encodes 503 amino acids. The transcript is spliced from 2 exons.